Messenger RNA from Puntigrus tetrazona (Sumatra barb), 2614 nucleotides. RefSeq names its product lymphocyte specific protein 1 b (gene lsp1b). Gene Ontology annotation, molecular function: actin binding; calmodulin binding; myosin binding. Gene Ontology annotation, biological process: signal transduction; muscle contraction. Lineage: Eukaryota; Metazoa; Chordata; Actinopteri; Cypriniformes; Cyprinidae. Bases 207 to 1808 code for a protein of 533 amino acids. The transcript has 14 exons. The record is from RefSeq and is a predicted model, not a curated record.
AAAAACACAUGGAGAGAGACAGAGGAAGGGAGUGAGUGGAACAGAAAGAGAGAGAGAUUGACUAAAUCCUGCUCAGUGAAAGAAGGGGAGCACAUUCACACCCUUUAGAGGACUCACAGGAAAGGAGAGAAACACAGUCAAACAUCAUUUCAGUCACAGCAAGGCUGCUGGGUUUUCAGUAAGGAGAAUCAGUGAAAAACAAAAACAUGUCCAGCUCAAUUGUACGACGACAUUCCAGCAAGAAAGGAUUGGAGAAACUCCAGAGAAUCACUGUUCAGCGCAGUCUGGAGGAUGCAGAAGAAAUUGAGAGAGAACGACGACGGCGUGCAAGAGCCAGUUCCUCUACUGAGCCUCCUAUGACCCCACAGGGCAGCCCCCGCACUGCACUGACUCUGGACAACCAGAGUCAGAACGAUCUGGUUCCAAGCUGUCCAUCCUCUUUGGAAGAAGAUGAAGGCUUCAGUGAUUGGACACAUCUCAGCAAGCGCAAACAGGGACAGAUGGACCAUAAAGAUGAAGAAACACAUCUCAACGGCUCCCGUCACUCAAAACUCCAGCUCAGUUCCAGCUCUGCUCAACAAAGCAAACUGCAUGAUAGAAAUGCGUAUGACAGCGCCCCAUUCAUACAGACAAGACACCCCCUUUCAAACCAGCAAAACCUGGAUGAGGAAGGUGACGAUGAAAACUGGGGUGCCAGCAGGGAGAACAUUAAGACAGCAGAGAGGGAGGAGGGAGAGGCUGGACGGUGGUGUGUGAAGGAGGACGAUCCAAGAAGGGUGAAAGGUCAUGAGUCAUCUUUCUGGAAAAAACAAAAUCAGAGCUUCGGCACAGAUGAGAGGAGAGAAAUGAAGGCAGAGAUGAAGAUUUCCUACACCUCCACAGUCCUCCUCCAACAGAAUGGGAGACAAUACAGUACUAAUGGACAAGAGAGGAGGAGAACAAAUGACAGAGAACUCAAGAUACAGAGCAACAUGGACUCUUCAGUCGAUUCAGCAGCUGUCAGCAGUCCAGAAAGUGUGUCUGAGGAGAUGUUUGUGAAGAGCAAUGAGGAGAACCAGCAGCACAGAGACGCUGGAGAUCAGACUCAUGAGGAGGUGCAAAGGAGAAUGAGAGAGGAGGAGCGAGAGAGGAAGAGGAGGGAUGUGAUGGAAAAGUUGAAGAGGUUGAGUAUAUCCAGUGGAGAUCCAGAGGAGCCCUUUAGUCCUCUCAGCCCCAGGAGCCCCUCCUACAUGGCUGAGGGUGAGGAGUGGCAAUCAGAAGGUACAAGCUCGAUUACCGAGAGGACUGAGUCCCUAAACCGCUCCAUCAAAAAAAAGAACAGCAUAAAGAAGACCCAGCCUCCCACGAUCAUCUCGAAGUUAGAUGGCAGACUGGAGCAGUACAACCAUGCCAUUGAGGAGUCUUGUAAAGAGGGCAAUUUAGUAAAAGUUAUGGACGUCCUAACACCACCAGAACCCGUAUCUGCUCGGAAGACCCUGUUUGAGGCGGGAGAAGCCUGGAAUCAGAAUUCAGCAAAGGCUGUUUGCUCCAAGGACACAGAGGGGAUGAAGGUGGGUGUGGCAGAUCUAAUUAACCAAUGGGUGAAAGGAAACAGUGACGUCAGCAACAAAAGCCCCUCCUCCAAAGCAGCUUGUCAGGAUGUUAAGGCUGGUGAGGUGCGUAACAUAAAAUCCAUGUGGGAGAAUCUGGGUGAUGCCUCACCACAGGAUAAACCAAAUGCAAAGGGUCUGGCUGGAAAAAGGUACAAAUUUGUUGAAAGUGGGCACGGGAAAUAUGAGAAGAUCUUCAUAAAUAAAGACUCAAACUGAAGAACAACUGGCUGCUAAUCACAAAGAUGUCUGAAGACAGGGUGCUGAUGUGAUCAUUGUUCUUCAGUUAUUGCACUGUACAAAAUUUAAACCCACUAAUAUUGAAAACUUGUUUUAAUUGUUUUAGAGAUUUUGAAUGAUUUAAGUGAUGAAGAAAAUCAAUUCAAAACAAACAAGUACAACUGACAGAAUUAUUAGGACAAGUGAUAUAUUUGGAAACAAGUAUGUUAAUGACGAAAAAAAAAUUGUGGGGUUUUUAAGUUACUUUUAUAACAUCUCAUUUAUGUGUCAAACCUUAAAUAAUUGGUGUCUGCUACUGGAGAGCCACUGUCCUGAUUUUUGUCUAAACAAAUGCAUUUUUCCACUUACAUGUGUAUUAUGUCAGAGUGUUUCAAUUCAGUAAGUGUUUAGUACAGGUGGAGGAACAACACCAGUCAGUAUUAAAUACAGAAUGUAGUCUGGAAGAGGGAAUCAGACAAUAAUCUGAACUGUCAUCUCUGAACCAGUGGCACAAAGUGCUAUAUACGAAUUAUAAUUUUUUUUAAAUGUUGGAUUAAAUAUUAAGUUCUGUUUUUGUUUAAAUAAGUUUAAGUUUAUUUUUGUUUAAGCUUAAUCCUGAACAUUGUAACUCACCAUUCUGCUCUCAUUUGUGUAAUAUCUUUCAGAUUUGUUUAUAUUUUCUCCAUAUAAGUGAAUAACAUUAAGUAGCAUUACACAGUCCUCACAUGUAAACCAAUCACCAAGUGACUGUGCAGUGGAAGAUGUAAUUGUCACAAAAAAUUAAUAAAACAAUAAUUUUCUGUGAA